AGGCUGUAAAUGCAAUCAAAAAUAUAGUUAAGGCCUACCCAGGAAAACAUAUGGAUUCGAGUCAGUUCGCUAGAUGGAUGAAUGAUGGAGCACAGAAUGCUAUUUCAAAAGAAGAAGUUCGAUUAACUUUGGGCUGCAGUAGCGAGAAUUCAUCAGUAACUAUCAAGAAAUUGGCUGAGAAAUGGUUGAUGACUACUGAUGAAUUGAAACUUGCCUUGAGACGGAAAAAUGAGAACGACACAGUUAAACUCCAAGAAUUUGUGGACUUCCUCAACAAGAAAGUGGGAUCUUCUACACCUUCCAAUAGAAGCUCGGAAAAUAAAUAAAUGAGUGGUAAUCAAUUUCAAUGGAUAAUUUGCCAAUAAUAUGGCAAAGUUUUGGCGCCACCCAGUCUUUUGGACUAGGAAAUAAUAGUUUGUGGAUAAACACCAGUGAAAUUAUAAAAUAUAACCUUAAACUCUUACUCUGGAUCGUGAAUUAGGGAUUUGUUGAAUGAAACAAGAUAUCAAUCAUUUAUUGAUGAAUUAUGAUAUUGUAUCAUGUUUUAUUAUAUUCUAUUGAAAUAUGUUAUCAUAGUUAUCAGAUUAUUUUUAUCAUUAUUCAUGCAUAGCCUACUCCUGAGUUGAAUUAUCUCUGGGGUGGCUUCUUCUUCUUCUUUUUUUUCAUUUCUUCUUCUUCUUCUUCUCUUCUUCUUCUUCUUCUUCUUCUUCUUCUCUUCUUCUUCUUCUUCUUCUUCUUCUUCUUCUUCCUCUUCUGGUUCUUCUUGUAUAAUGGUAAAAUAUGUAUCAUGUGAUAAUCAUUAAUUUUAUUUUAUUGCUUUGGAUUUGUUAUCAUUUAUUGUUAUCAAUAUUAAUUGUAAAAUGAUAUUGUAUCAUGUUUUGUCAUAUUCUAUUGAAAUAUAUUAUCAUAGUUAUCA
This is a messenger RNA of Nilaparvata lugens (brown planthopper), 916 nucleotides long. RefSeq lists its product as uncharacterized. The coding region runs from base 51 to 326 and encodes 91 amino acids. The record is from RefSeq and is a predicted model, not a curated record. NCBI's taxonomy places the organism in Eukaryota, Metazoa, Arthropoda, Insecta, Hemiptera, Delphacidae. The transcript is spliced from 3 exons.